AUCUACUCACUCAUUUGAAAGGCAUCAGUCAUGCCUUGUGCUAAAUUGUAGAAAUCUCCUUCAGAUUCAGCUCAAGAGCAGUUGGCACUCUUGCUUGUAUAACCAGUCCAUUCAGACUCUCCGGCCCUACUGCUCCUCAGUGUUCUCAGUGCAAGCAAGUCUGUCAUCAAAUGAAACUCCAGGUCUGUCUGGGAGGAGUCGGAAUGAUGUUUUCCAGGGAAAUGUUCUGAGGAAAUUCAACGCUUCUACAUAAUGACGAGGCCUUGGGAAUCCAGUUGUGUGAAUUACUGAUGUCUUCAGAGCUGUGAAGAGUAUGCACAUCGACCUGGCAUCAGCCACAGAAAUUAAAGUGUGCCAUGGUUUCCUGGCCUGCAACUCAGCUCACCUGACAACUGGAAAAGUUUGCUUUCUUGACCAAUCACUUCUCUCUGCAAACAAUUUGCGCCAUCCAGACUAUAAGAGCGCUCAACUUUUCCAUCAAGACAGAAAUACUUCCGUGGCCCACUAGACAGCGUGCGGACCUUUUUACGGACGAUAUCUACAAUACGGAAGACAACUGGAAUUAUUUUGCUUGUAUUAAGUACUUCAUAAACACAUCUUGCGCGUUUUCUACCGAAACUGAUGUUUGACGGAAUGAUGCAAGACGAAUCCAGCUCCCCAGUGUCUCCAGCGGACAGUCUUAGCAACAGUGAAGAAGAACUCGACAGGCAACAGAAAAGAUGUGGGAGGAAAAGGAGAACGAGCAGGAAAAAUGGGGAGGAUUCAGAUAGCCCGACCCCUGGGAAAAGAGGAAAAAAGUCCAGCAGCAGCAGUCCGCAGUCUUUCGAAGAACUUCAGACGCAGAGAGUCAUGGCGAAUGUGCGCGAGCGACAGAGGACGCAGUCCCUCAACGAGGCAUUCGCAAGUUUGCGGAAAAUUAUUCCUACUCUGCCAUCAGACAAACUGAGCAAAAUACAGACCCUCAAACUUGCUGCCAGGUACAUCGAUUUCCUCUACCAAGUGCUUCAGAGCGAUGAACUGGAUUCCAAAAUGGCAAGUUGUAGUUAUGUGGCUCAUGAAAGACUAAGCUAUGCCUUCUCUGUAUGGAGGAUGGAGGGCGCGUGGUCCAUGUCAGCAUCUCACUAGCGUCUAUGGAGCCAUAGGGCAACAUGGUGACAACCGAUUCCACUUACCUAUCCCAAAGGGCAAUUCUGGAGUCCCAUGCUGGAUUUGUACAAAGCUACAGUAUUUUGGGGGAAAAUAAGAAAGCUGUUCAAACCAAAGAUGACGGGGCGUGGGGAGCACUUACAGAG
Messenger RNA from Anguilla rostrata (American eel), 1292 nucleotides. It is a transcript of the gene twist1b, whose product is annotated as twist family bHLH transcription factor 1b. Gene Ontology annotation, molecular function: protein dimerization activity; DNA-binding transcription factor activity, RNA polymerase II-specific; RNA polymerase II transcription regulatory region sequence-specific DNA binding. The transcript is spliced from 6 exons. The record is from RefSeq and is a predicted model, not a curated record. NCBI's taxonomy places the organism in Eukaryota, Metazoa, Chordata, Actinopteri, Anguilliformes, Anguillidae. Bases 622 to 1125 code for a protein of 167 amino acids. Gene Ontology annotation, biological process: regulation of transcription by RNA polymerase II; developmental process.